AUGGCACCAAGAUGGAAAGGAAAAGAUGCACAAGCUAAAAAGGAUGCAGAAGCUGAGGCGCUCAAGGAACCCAUGUCAAAGAUUGUAUCUCAACUUAAGUCUUCUCUAGUUCAAUCAGAUAUUUGCGGAUUUCUCUCUGAUAAUAAUGUACAGUUAGCAGUGGGAGCAGAACAACUUGAUCUGUUUGAUAAAGCAUGUUUUGGUCGACCUGUGAGAACAAUUGAAAAGGACAAACACUGGUUUCAAUUAAGCUUUGAGGAGGCAUUCUACCUAUGCUAUUCCUUGAAAUGCCUUAAGAUUAAUGGCAGUGAUACUGGUUCCCAAAAUGAUGAAGAGCUGUGGCAUUACAUGAAGUCCCGUAAAGAAACAUUCCCUUGUUUCUACAAGGCUUAUUCCCACCUUCGAAUGAAAAACUGGGUAGUGAGGUCAGGAUCUCAGUAUGGUGUAGACUUCGUCAUCUAUCGACAUCAUCCAGCUCGUGUCCAUUCUGAGUAUGGUGUGCUUGUUUUAUCAGAUGGGGAAGAUAAAGAUCUAAAUGGAAGAUUGAGAAUAUGGUCUGAUGUUCAUUGCACAACUCGACUUGUUGGAAGUGUUGCAAAAAUCUUAUUGGUUUUACAUGUCAAUAGAAAUGGUAACAACAACGACUCUCCGUUAUGUCUGGCAAACCAUACCGUUGAGGAGCGCACAAUCACCAGAUGGAGUCCAGAGCAGAACCGUGAGACGAUGUAG
Messenger RNA from Sphenostylis stenocarpa, 729 nucleotides. The record is from the annotation of a GenBank genome assembly. NCBI's taxonomy places the organism in Eukaryota, Viridiplantae, Streptophyta, Magnoliopsida, Fabales, Fabaceae.